AGACUCUAGAUACAAUGAAGAGGAUCCCGUGAUCAGUAUUUACGGAAGUGAUGCCUCCUGAACUCUGUCAUUUCUGUUGUUAAUUCUUUAAGAUACGUGGGGUAACACUAUCACGGACCACCAAGAAAGCAGUGUCUGCUUAGCUCACUUAAUGUUAGCUUCAAAGGAACAUAUGCUUACCUGUUAGCUAGGUAGUAAAUGGUAGCAGGAACAACUGACAUUAGCUAACAUAGCUAACUAGCUAGCUUGAAAAUCGCAGAGGCAACAACUGCCCGGCCUUUCAGUUGCUCUCCUGCGGGACAUGGUUGUCUUGUUAGUCCGGGUGUGUUUGGGGGUCAUGUGAAGUCAUUGCAGACGGUUAGUUAUAAAUUAGAUAUUUGGGGUUUUCUCGUGGCCGUUUCUGGAAACGUUGACGAAAGCUAGCUAAGCGCUAGCUUGCUAGCCAGACGUUAGCACCAUGGGAGCCGAACAGAGUGGAGAUGCGGAGCACAAACACUCCGAUUACAGCUCAUCGGUGGUGCCCUCCCCAGCAAAGCAGAAAGCAAAGAUGGACGAUAUCGUCGUCGUGGCUCAGGGGACCCAGUCAAUGCGAAAUAUCCACAACGACCCAGAUGUCAUCAAGCUUCAGGAGAUACCAACCUUUCAGCCACUUUUAAAAGGCAACUUUUUAAGUCUUCCACCUGCUGACAUGAAUUAUAGUGUCAUCUUUCAGACCGACAGUUCAUUAGGAGUGCUGAGUGGCCAGACGUCACCCAGCAGUGUGUGUCUGGAAAGGCUGGAUACUGCGCAGGUUAUGCAGCUCUGCAUUCGCUACCAGGACCACCUACACCAGUGUGCCGAGGCCGUGGCCUUUGACCAGAACGCCCUGGUCAAGAGGAUCAAAGAGAUGGACUUGUCAGUGGAAACCUUGUUCAGCAUAAUGCAGGAGCGCCAGAAACGCUACGCCAAGUACGCCGAGCAGAUCCAGAAGGUUAACGAGAUGUCCAUGAUCCUGAGACGCAUCCAGAUGGGCAUUGACCAGACGGUGCCGCUGAUGGAGCGCCUCAACAACAUGCUGCCUGAGAGUGAGCGCCUGGAGCCCUUCAGUAUGAGGCCAGAUGGGGAUUCUGCCACAAAGUAGCCUCCUUAAAGCCAACACAGCGGUUUCUUUCCUGAAUCUUCAUCCAAUCCUGUGGCCAGGAAGAAGUGCAGGUCUGUCCAGCUGUAGGGAUUACAUUUUUUUAUUAUCAUAUUAGAGGUAGAGCUUAGGUGUAAAUGUGUUAGACUGCUAUAGUCAGCUCUCCAGGUCAGUUCUAUUUAUUCUUUUAUUUAAUGCAGGAAGUUUUGCUGAGCAACACAUGCUCCCAAUCAGCAACAUCAUACUUGCUAUAACACUUUUACUCAGCACACACACGUUCAUACCUGAGUUUAACCACAACCUUCUGCUACUGGCCACUGAGCAGCGCUACUAGAGCAAUUUAUGGAGUGCUGCGAUCAAAUGCAGAGGGCCUUGACAUUAUUUCUUAUCCCCUCCUUGCAGGGAAUCAAACUGGUAAUCUUCCAGGCACACACAUUUUUAGUGAUCUAAAGGCAGGGGAGGAACACUUUUAAUUGAGUCAGAACUAACUCCAUAUGCUCAAAAACUUGCAGACGUGUUGCAGGCUUUAGAGACUCAAGUCAGUGUGAGUGACAUUAAAGUAUCUCAAAAUUUUUCCUGCUGCUUUGGAGAUUUGCACAAACCUCCCAAAACGUCAAAGCUGGUCAAGAACUUGCACUUAACAUUACAAAUAUUUGUUGUUUGUGAUCGUGCUCUUCUUAUCGCUUUCACGCCAUAUGCCUGGCUCACUGUUUGGAAAUGCCUUACACGAACUGCUUGCAUGCAGAUUGACUGCUUUUAAUUUUCUGAACAAUAUCGUUGCAUCAUUUUGGAAUAUUAUGAAGAAGAGACUCAUGGAGAGAACCAAAACGGAUUAUUGCCAUUGGAUUACACAAGGAGCAUGGAUGUACUGCACAUUGGAAAUAAAAUGAGAAACCUCUUCUUGGACAGAGGGUAGUUCAAAUAUUCUCAUGAACAGUUUUGUGAUAAGAAAACUUGACUUUAAUUUAUUUGGAGACUUGCUAUUUUGCUGUUUUCCUGCAAAACAAUGAAGAACAUGACACAAAGGACCGAACACAGACCCUGACGCUUUAGGUUUUUCAGCAGAUUCGUACAGAAGAUCGAUACAGAGGUGGACAGAAACCAUUCUAGCAAGUUACCCAUCACAGAGUUUCCUGCAGUGCGAUUUCAGCAUUAACUUUGCAUGUUUGUUAGCUCUGUCAUCACACAUGCCAAAGAUUCCCAAAUCCUUAAAGCUGUAAGUGGUACUUUAGAAUUGGUCAUAUAUUUGGUCUCUUUGAGGAAAGUGACUGCUUUAUCUGUUGAUUAUUUGUUUCUGUAUCAAACAUUUUGCUUGUUAAGUGUAAAGGACAUUUUCUCUCUUACCUCUAGAGGUAUCUAUUGAUGCAGAUACGUUUUUUUUCCAGUUGUCCAGGUAUUUUCCAAGAUUUAUAUCACCACCACAAUUCAGUGUAGGUGACUGACAUCUUAUUUCUGGAGCACAGAGCAAUAAAGAUCAAGACCUUAAUCAACAUAUUUGGAGAAAAAGUGUGUUAUUUGGGAUAAUCUAAAAAACACAUGGCCAACAGUUUUAAUAUAUGCUAUUUUUUAGGUAGAAAAGUAACCAGGACAUUGUUUCUGAAAGACAAGAGAAAAUGUCAUUAACAUUUGUAGUAUUUGGUGGCAGCAAUCUAAAAACCUGGCCAAAUAAAAUCAUAACUAUUUGCAUGGCUAAAUACCACUGAAGCUAAAUAAGAAUUUUUUUUUCUUCCCUAAUUUGGGUGAACAAACACUUAAACUACAUUACCAUUGGUCAGUUUGUGUGGUAAUAUAAAAUAAGACUCCAAAGAAAAGUUUUAUUAUUGCAGCAGUGUGUCUGUAUGGGCUUGUGUAAAUCCACCAGAUGGUGCCAGAGAUAACUGGAGUCUGUGGCUUCAUAUUUGAAGGUUAAAAGUCCCUAAACAGCUGUUUCAGUGAGGAUUAAAGAUCUUGAGGUUCUUGAGAACUUUUUUCUUUUAAAUUUCCUAGACUACACGAUUAACCAAGAUAAUAAUUGCGAGAUCAGUUGCUAAUGAAAACGAGCAUUAGUUGCAGCCCUACAUUGCCUGCUGUUAUAUUUGUUAUCUCUAACUGCUGUGCACCUGGAAAACUCACCGUGAGCUGUCAAGUUAUAAGCUGUGGCACAUAUGCAUAUUUAACAGGGUUUUUAAUACAAUUAUUAUUAAUUAGGAGUGCUAAUUCUGAUCAGUGUGAUAAAAGACACAGAAAAGACAGAGAAAUCUUGUGUUUGUGAUGCUAGCAACGUCACAAGUCUCGAAGCCGGUUAUAUGUAUCCUUUGAGGAUUACACCAUGUAUGCAUCAAACCCAAAGACCAAAUCAGAAUUGGGCAUUAAAGGAUUUUGGCCAGAAAGCUUACUGCUAAUGGUGAGUGGUUCCUCUCUGGAGUCAGUGGUGGGUGGUGUUAUUUUCCCAUGAGCCAUGAGGUCUGAUUAGAAUUGUUGUGUACGUUGUUGAAUUUUUCAUCGGUGUAUAAACACGUUGAACUCAAUUACACCUACAAAAGAAUCCUCCUCCGGCUGGCUUGCUUUGAGGUACAGAAUUAGCCCGUUCGUUGACAAAAGGGACAUAAGACAGAAACAAGUUUUCUUCUGAAUUUAAAGCAGGACUCCUUUGAUAUGUUAUUGCUUUUCAUGUGUAAAUUAAAACCAGUGAAACAUUUCUUAAA
Molecule: messenger RNA, 3801 nt
Organism: Perca fluviatilis (European perch)
Lineage: Eukaryota; Metazoa; Chordata; Actinopteri; Perciformes; Percidae
Gene: borcs5
Product: BLOC-1 related complex subunit 5
Exons: 4
Coding region: 458-1120 (220 amino acids)
Biological process (GO): lysosome localization; positive regulation of anterograde synaptic vesicle transport; organelle transport along microtubule
Cellular component (GO): synaptic vesicle membrane; cytoplasmic side of lysosomal membrane; BORC complex
Source: RefSeq, a predicted model, not a curated record